Diabrotica virgifera virgifera (western corn rootworm) is the source of this 2133-nucleotide messenger RNA. RefSeq lists its product as uncharacterized. Gene Ontology annotation, molecular function: aspartic-type endopeptidase activity. Bases 1 to 2133 code for a protein of 710 amino acids. Gene Ontology annotation, biological process: proteolysis. The record is from RefSeq and is a predicted model, not a curated record. NCBI's taxonomy places the organism in Eukaryota, Metazoa, Arthropoda, Insecta, Coleoptera, Chrysomelidae. The transcript has 2 exons.
AUGAAUAAAGACACAACUUUGGAAUUGAAACUAGUCAACCUUAUGAGUUUUUUGAGAUCUGAGGUAGAAAAUGAACAAAAAAUAUCUUUAGCUAGCGAUGGUUUUGGUUUAGCACAGAAUUUUAGUAACUUAAAUUUAAAAUCUGAUAGCGAGCAUGUUCGUAAACGCAAUGUCAAGAGGGAACCUUUAUUUUACACUGCUGCUGGUUUGUUAAAUAGUACAGAUGUUGUCAAAUGUUUGUUUUGUGAUGGAGCACAUGAGAGCACUUCUUGUUUUAAGGCACAGAAAAUGAAUCUAGAAGAAAAGAAAAAUUGUUUGUCUAAACAUAAGGCAUGUUUCUUUUGUUUGAAGGGGGGUCAUCAGGCGAGGAAAUGUCGCACACGUUUAAGAUGUAUUUUAUGCAGCAAAUCCCAUGUUCCACUUAUGUGUCCUAACCUUUCUACCAGAAAAUUUCCUGAUCUGACAGAUAAACAAAAUGUUGAUAAUACUCCAAAGGACCAAACUUUAAGUAAUUUUACUCACACUCAUGUUUUUAUUCAAACUGUUCGAGUUAAUCUAAAGGGUCCUAAUGGUACUUGUGUUGUGAGAGCCUUAAUUGACAGUGGUUCACAGAGGUCGUAUCUUUUGAAGUCUGUAGCUUCAGCUUUGGGUUUGGAAGCCAAACGAAGGGAAAAAAUCGUUCAUUGUCUUUUUGGAGGUACUGAAUCAAAUAGUACACACUUUUGUUAUGAUGUUUUAGCAAGUCAUGGAGACUACACUUAUAAUAUGGAAGUUUUAGAUCAGUCGUAUAUUUGCAACGAAAUACCUUCAGCUAUUUAUGGUCCAUGGACUCAGGAAUUAAAGUCUUUAAAUAUUGAAUUAUCUGAUACGGAAGGUAGUGGUCCGAUUGAACUUUUAUUGGGGUUAAAUGUUGCUGAUAUUUUUUAUACAGGGAGGCGUCAUAUAUUACCUAGUGGACUUGUAGCUGUUGAAACAUACUUUGGAUGGACAAUAAUGGGGAAAUCUGCAAAUACAAGCCCAGUGUCACAAGCUAAUAUGACUUGUUUAAGUUUAUUUGUUAAUCCAUCCAUUACUGAACUGUGGGAGUUGGAUGUUUUGGGGAUUCAGGAGCCUAGUGAGAAGAAGUCCAAGGAGAAAUUGGCAUUGGCAGCGAAGGAGUUAUUUUUACAAACUGUACUCAUAAACCAAGAAGGCAGAUACGAGGUUGGACUUCCUUGGCUGGAAGGGCAUCCGUCAUUACCAGCUAAUUUUAAUGUGGCAAAACGUCGUUUACAUUCGGUCGUGUCCAAGCUCAAAAGAGAUAAUCUCUUUUCUCGUUAUAAUGAAGUAUUUCAGGAAUGGGAAAAUUUGAAAAUAAUAGAAAAAACAAAUAGUGACUCCACCACUGGACAUUUUUUACCCCAUCGACCUGUGUUAAAGGAGGGAUCUACGACCGCUGUGAGGCCAGUGUUUGACGCCUCAGCUAGAGAGAAAAAUAAACCUUCACUUAAUCAGUGCCUUGAAAAGGGACCAAAUCUGAUUGAAAGUAUUCCACUUUUGCUUCUUAAAUUUCGUAAAUUUGAAAUUGGAGUUGUCUCUGAUAUUAAGAAGGCUUUUUUGCAAAUAAGUGUCAAUAAAAAUGAUAGCGAAUUUUUAAAGUUUUUAUGGCUCAAUGAUAACGGUGAAGAAAUUGUAUUAAGACACAAAAGAGUAGCCUUUGGUGUGAAUUGUAGUCCGUUCUUACUUGGGGCUACCAUUGAUUACCACCUGUCGAAAUGCCUCGAAAGUUGUUCUUUACCUAAUGCUAAAUAUUCACAGGAAACCAUUGAGCGUUUAGCCAAAAGCUUCUACGUAGAUAAUUGCAUUUGUAGCAUGACCAACCGAGAGAGUUUAAACACUUUUAUUAGGGAAGCGGUUUCUGCAAUGUCUGAUGCGCAGUUUGAUUUACGAGGGUGGGAGUUUUCUGGAAACUCCGACAGUGAUAAUUUUUAUGUAAUGGUUCUGGGUCUUAAGUGGUUCACCAAAGGAGAUGUUUUGAAAAUUAACAGCGAUUCUUUGGAACCAGAUCUUUCCAUUGUUUACUUAACCAGUACCGUAAUAUGGGGUGAAUUCGAACGGGUUUUGGGGCUUUUUGAAUAUUGUGACGGCGUUUGA